Messenger RNA from Lingula anatina, 865 nucleotides. RefSeq names its product valine--tRNA ligase. Gene Ontology annotation, biological process: valyl-tRNA aminoacylation. Lineage: Eukaryota; Metazoa; Brachiopoda; Lingulata; Lingulida; Lingulidae. Gene Ontology annotation, cellular component: cytosol. Gene Ontology annotation, molecular function: aminoacyl-tRNA deacylase activity; valine-tRNA ligase activity; ATP binding. The record is from RefSeq and is a predicted model, not a curated record.
UAUAAAAAUACCAGUGCAGAAGAGACCAUGGAACUGGUGUUGAAGAUCAGAGACGAAGCCCUAGCUCUCAGAACUGAACUGGAACUGACCAAGGGCAAAGCUCGAGUGUACUUUCUGGUUAGUGACCCUGGGCGUUUCAAGAAACUCCAACCGUGUGCGUCCACUCUGAAGGCACUGACCAGGUCCAGUGAGGUGGAUGUCUUACUGGCCAGUAGAGGCAAGCCACUCUGUGGCUCAGGGUCUGCUAUCCCUUCUGGCAGCAUCAGGAGGGUGAUCAGAGAUGACAUUGUCAUGUUCAUGGAUGUAACGGGGCUGAUAGACACAGACAAACUGUGGAGUGAGAUGAGGCUGAGGCAGAGACAAAUACACAAAGAACUAGAUGUGCUCCAGUUGCAAGACACUAUGUCAGGAACAAACAAUACUUCUAAGAUUGAAAAACUUUAUGAUCAGCUAGAGAAAACUAAACAGCUCAUUGACUCUCUAGAAAGUUUCAAGCGGUGAAAUUGUCUGUGGGUUUUGUCAAGUUAUUUGUGACAAAACCAUAAAUUGUGAAUAAUUCAUCCUAAAAAAGAAGUCAUUCAGCAGUCAAGAUAUAAAAAGAUCAGCACUACAGAAGGACUCUUAUACAUGCCAUCUAUCAGGUCUUGCUGCAAUGAAAAAGAGAGGAAUUUCUAUAACACACCACUGUAGAAUAAUUGCUUUUGCACCAUUUUGAUUUUGAUAAUGAGCCAGAUAGGUAGAAUUAAAAACAGGAAUGAUAAGCAAUGAUUUAUUUAAUUUUCAUUAUUUAUUUGAGGGGGAGGGUUGUAAUGUAGAAUUUUGAAUAACACGUGAUCAUGUAUUUUUUCUUGGUAUAAUCAUGAAC